Laccaria bicolor S238N-H82 is the source of this 948-nucleotide messenger RNA. RefSeq lists its product as uncharacterized. NCBI's taxonomy places the organism in Eukaryota, Fungi, Basidiomycota, Agaricomycetes, Agaricales, Hydnangiaceae. The transcript is spliced from 3 exons. The record is from RefSeq and is a predicted model, not a curated record. Bases 1 to 948 code for a protein of 315 amino acids.
AUGAAAGGUCUUGAAAUGGUCGAUGAGGAUAAGAUCGACACAGAGGCUUUGCAGGCUCAAAUUGAUCUUUCCAUGUCUUUUACUCAGACUCUUGUGUCGUCUUGGCUCAAACCCCAAAAGGCAUCGACGUCUUCGCGCAAGAGAAAUUUUGAGGCGGAACUCAGAGACUAUAUGCACCGUCCCCCUAGGCUGGGUGUUGGUGCACCAAUACCGGAUACACAAGCCGGUUCCCGAGAGAUUGCUCGUCUCAGAGGCCAGUUGGCCGGAAAAAAACGCGGGAGGGAUGGGGACGUAGAUCAUUCAAGCCCGCAGGGUUCCGAUGUUGAGGAGGAGAGUAGAACGGGAGCGAUCAAGCACAAGAUCAGGGAAGACCCAUUCGACGUUGUACACGGGAAAAAGAAAAAGAAAACAAAUGGCAAGGUGAAUGGCGUAAUGACGCCUUCACCAGCUCCUGUUGUUACCUUAGAAUCUUCGCAGCCAGAAACAGAGGAAACGAUCCCAAAUCAAGCCAAUGAAAUAGCUGGCGAACCCGAACCAAUACAUGAUGUCACUCCACCGAAAUCCGGCGCAAAAAAACCACAGCACAGCACCCCCCAGGAGGGGGGCUUCAACCUUAAAAUGAUUUCCUCGUCCACCACCCCACCAAGCUCAAGCUCAAAUCUUUCCAACCAAUUGAAACCGUCUAGCACUCCAAUUUCACGGCUGGCCAUAACUGAACCCGUGCUUUCCAAGUUCUCAACAAUACCAGCCCCCACGUCCCGUGUGGACCUUCCCCCACAGCUUCUCAACGAAUCGUUGUUAAAUCUAAAACCUCUGCUCAGCGAAGCCGAGUCAGACGACGCCUUACCCGCAACAUCUUCUACGAGUCCGAGAAAAAAAAGAAAAAGGAGAAAAAAGAAGAACCCUUUGCACGAUAAUUCUCCUUCUGUCACAAAUACUGUAUCCUGA